GGUGUUGCUUCGUUUUAUCCAUUUUCCUUCCUUCGUGGUGGUUCGUGUUGUCGCUCGUUGUCGUAGACGGUGGUGAUGGUGGUGGUCAAUCCUGUGCUUUCACUCUCCAUUAGUUGCAAAAAAAUUCUACACCCGAAGCGGAAAUCGACAUAGGCGCCUCCCAAAUCGUUGUCCUUAUCAACUGCGUGACGGUUCAGCUACCGUGGUGCAGAUGUCUCAGGUUGUGGUGCAGCUGGUGCGGCGUCUCGCCACCCCUGCUGUGGCGUCAGCGCUCGCCAAAGAGGAGCUCUGUCUUGCUUUUGCCGCCGUGGCGCAGUUAAGGCCCUUCUCUCCCGAUGCACCAGACGCCGCUGCUGGCUCUUCCGCCGUCGCCGCAGAGCCACUCGCCCGGCGCAGUCUCCGCGUCAUUCCGCACUGCACACCGCAGGAGCUGCGGAUGAUUGCGCUAGGCGCCAGUGCGCUGCCGUGGUCCACUACCCCGGCGUUGCCGACAGUCGUGGUGGACGCGCUCGUGCAAGGGCUGCACAGACACAUCGCAAACCGUAAUGUUGCCGCAUCGUCGCUUUCGCAACAUUUGGCAAAGGCGCAGCGCGGCCAUUAUGUGCGUUUGCACGACCUUUUAGCGGUGGUGACGCAGGCGAUGGAUGCUGGCGUCUUCUUCAACGUCACGUUGCAUGAACUGAUCACGCAGCACACGGAGUCGCUUGCACGUGAAGGCCCCAUCCUUUCUGCAGCAGCAGCUGAGGAAUUGAUUGCGGUGGUGUGUGCCUACCUCGGUGAAGAGGAGGGAGUAGCGUUGGUUCGGCGGAUACGCGCGGCUCUGACGGCAUCCCCCCAAGCCGCGGUCUCUACAGGAGUGGACGUUCUGGACAGGUGCGUGGUUGAUCAGCCACUUCCGUUGACGCCGACGAGGACGGCGUCGUACGCACGGUGGUCCAAGCACCGGUCUGCCCUUCUCGCCUCUCUCCGUCCAUCCUCUGCAUCGCCAUCUUCCAUCAACGACGUUGUCGAUCCUGCCACGACGCGGCGGCUGAAGGCGCAGUGCGACGUGCUGCUGCUGGUUCAGCGCCUGCUCAGAGGGACGGAGGCGGUACGAGACGAGGAUCUUUUGAAGGCGCUGGAGGAGGUGAAGGUAUUUCAGAUCUACGACCCCGUGACAUUGCGCACCCUCGAUGACGCGCUGCAACAGCGUUUGACGGACGUCGAGAAGACGCCCUUGACACCUGCAGCCGCCGUGGCCUGCGAGAACGUCGUCUACGCACAGGCGCAGCGGUUACCCCGCACGCUGGCGAUGCUGCGCGCGCGCGAUGCAGCCUCGGAGAGCAUGAAAACCAGCGAUGGUGCUACCACCACGACCACUGCGGCUUCUUCCUCAUCUGCGAAGGCAUUGCAGCACCUCCCUGUUAUCCAGAGUGUCUACCAAAAAGCCCUCGCUGGAGCAACUGUGUCCGACAAGGAUCUUUUCCUUGUGGGUGACAACACCAACGCCUACGGCGCGGAUGAGGUGGCACAAGCCAUCUUUGUCUUUGCCCACACUCGCGACAUUCCGUCGAACUUUAUCGCUGUUCUCGCCACCACGGUGGCAACGUUGACGCUGGACGGCGUGCUGGCGCUCCUGCGCGCCACCCGACACGAUCGCGCUGGCGCGCUGCGCACCGUCGUCGAGGCGUGCCUCCGCAACAGCACCCACAUGCAGCAGUGCAUCGCAGGUGCCUCCGUCGCGUCGCUGGUGGCGCUGGUGGAGGUGUUAUCGCAGCCGCCCACACGCCGGACCACGACGCCGAAAGAGACGACGGCGCUGGAGGCGCAGCUGCGGGAGUUGGCGUUGGCGCAGCUGCAUCUGCACGUCGAGGCAAUGCCGUGGGGGUCGCUGCUGUGCGUGGUGCGUGGGAUCGGCAAGCUUCCCGGCACCCAGGACACGGUGCAAGCGGCCUGCGACCGCCUCACGGCGCAUCUUGAAGCUGCCAAUCCUGGAAAAGGUGCAGCUAUGACCCUUGCGACCAAUGCGGCGUCCCCCUCCUCGCUAUUGGGCAUCUCAAAGUAUUUGGAGUUGGUCGACGCGCUUCAGUCGGGUGAUGUGGUGAACGAGCCGCUGCUGGAUGGCCUUGCUGCUGCACUUGCCGCGUAUUUCACGGCGCUCAGCACGUCCGCCGCCGACGACGCCCGCCACGCCGCCUUUCUGCGUUUCGUUUUGCUGGAGUUACGCUACGAGUCCCCUGAGCUGGCGGAGGUGGUCGCGGGUGUCGUGCAGACGGUGGGGCGUGCGGACGACUGGGCCGCCGUGCCGACGGAGCUGCUGGUGUCGGCCGUGCUCUUCACCUUUGAUCGGUGCAACGUCUCGUCCUUUUCUUCGUCUGCUUUUGCGCUGCCUCAUCUGGCGCUGCAGCACAUCGCACAGUCGCGUCGGCUGUCGGAGUCGGUGACGGCGGGGCUCGCCACGGCGGUGGUGGAGAUACUAUCGCGUCUGCCGGUCGCCGACGCGGACAACGCCGCCGUCACCUACUGCGUGCAAGCUCUCCUGCCGAUCGGCGCCUCCUUGACACCCAUUACUGCAGCUCGGCUGAUCAGCGUCGCCUAUCGCACGGCAUCCCGCGCCGCUUCAGCGCCUGCCGUCCCGCAAGAGUUGUACGACGCGGUCACGGAACACGUUAGAGGGCUGCCGCCGGACAUCUUCACAUCUCUCUGUCUCUCUGUCUCAAGUCCGUCGUUCGAUGAGGCGCUUGCGAAUCGCCUGGUGGAGGUGCUCCCCCGCGUGGCGGACCAGCUCACGCCGCGUCAGCUCAGCCGGUGUGUGUUUGGAUUGGGUGAGAUGCGCGGCGCCGGCCAGCGGCUGUCACACCAAGUCAUGUCCGAGGACCUCUCAGACUACGCGGUCGACAACGUGGAGCUCUUCACCAGCGGCCGCGACAUCGCCUCUUUGCUGCACGGCUUCGCGAAGCUGCAAUGCACCAAGCGCCACCUCUACAGCACCUUCGCGCGGCAGGUGAACAGGCGGUGCGUGCGCUACACGCUCGACUUCAACAGCAUCAGCUUCUUGCUGUUCGCCUUUGGCAGUGUGAAGUUUGUGGAUGCGGUGCUGGUGAAUUCGCUGUGCACUAUUUUCGUCGACCACGCAGACGAGCUGGCGGCGCCGGACUUGCUGAUGACGCUGCGCGGUGUCAGCCGAAUGUGCCUGCUGAACAGCCAAGUUUACUGGAGGCUCGGCAUGCAGGUGGCGGAGCGCGCCGACGAGUUCCCGCUGUCGGCGCAGUGCGACUUAAUCCACGCCUACGGGUUCAUUGAGCAGCAGCAUUCGGCGAUGGUCGCCGCGCUAGCGCCGCGCAUUGCGGCGAAUGUGUCGGCGCUGCCCUCUGUGUCCGCCGCCGUCGACGUGCUGUUGUCGCUGUGGCGCAUGGACUACAGGGUCGCCGUCACGGAGGCGUCGAAGGUGAUUGCGGACCACGUCGUGCAGCACAGCAGUGAGCUGAGCAGCUCGGACCUCGCGAAGCUGUGCUCCAUUAUUCUCGACAUCCACUGGGCGCAUGGGCCGCUGUUGGACGCCAUCGCGGCCCGCUCGAUCGCACUGAAGGCUGAGGAUGGUCUGGAGGCGGGUGUGGCCCGCAUCGUGUUGGACACACUCGGCUCGCAGCACGUGUUCCACCUGCAAGCCCGCACGGAGCUGUCGCAACUGGCUCGCAGCGCCAGUAAAGAAGCUGUCCAGCUCUCAGGAGAGGAGGAGGCGCAGCUGAAACUGCUGAUCAGCCAUUAA
Molecule: messenger RNA, 3748 nt
Organism: Leptomonas pyrrhocoris
Lineage: Eukaryota; Euglenozoa; Kinetoplastea; Trypanosomatida; Trypanosomatidae
Exons: 1
Coding region: 212-3748 (1178 amino acids)
Source: RefSeq, a predicted model, not a curated record